Messenger RNA from Exophiala dermatitidis NIH/UT8656, 6237 nucleotides. RefSeq lists its product as uncharacterized. The transcript has 3 exons. The coding region runs from base 1 to 6237 and encodes 2078 amino acids. Gene Ontology annotation, biological process: 5S class rRNA transcription by RNA polymerase III; transcription initiation at RNA polymerase III promoter. NCBI's taxonomy places the organism in Eukaryota, Fungi, Ascomycota, Eurotiomycetes, Chaetothyriales, Herpotrichiellaceae. The record is from RefSeq and is a predicted model, not a curated record. Gene Ontology annotation, cellular component: transcription factor TFIIIC complex. Gene Ontology annotation, molecular function: DNA binding.
AUGGCGAAGGGCUUGGAUGAUCUGAUCCAGUAUCUGCUCGAGGAAAUAGCCCUCAGUGGGAAUGAAGGUGUAACCAUCAACGAUGUUGCGGCAUUCACGAGUGCCUUUUAUCAAGAACCCGACAGCAAUCAUGCUGCCGAAGCGGCGGCCCCGAACUUGUCUUUAUCUCAAAGUGUCGCUGUAGAUGAGCGCUUCCUCAGCAAGAUCUGGACUUGGUUUGGACGCCAUCCUGAUGUCUCUAUCGGUGACAAUGGAGAAUACAAUGAAAUUCCGCUCUCCGAAAUCGAGCGCAAGUUUCCAGGCUAUCUACAUAUCAAUGGAGAACCUGCACAGCCGGAGGGCGGUGAUCAAGACAAGGAUGCUGCUCAACCAACUCCAGCAGCUGACGAACCUCAUCACACCAUUAGGUCUUCUACCGUGAGUGAUGGUCCUCGUAUACGUGUCAAUGAUGAGCGUCGUUCCCUGGCAAUCUGCGGUCACCCUCUCGACACCAGCAAAGUCUCUUCCCUGGAAUUCGAUCUGCUAUCUCAUAUAGCUGCAGCACGGUCGAAUGGCAUCCUUCAAGGGGAUCUGCGACAGGCAACUGGGCAAGAUAAGCGCUCGGUACCCAAGAGGACCGACACAUUGCAGAAGAAGGGAUACAUCAUUAAGACUACCGUUUAUCGAAAAGGUAUCAAGACAAGUCGGCUCUUCUUGAAGAAGUUUGCUCCUACCGUUAGCCAUGAUGCCACCCAGACUUCCCAUGGGUCGAGUGUGCGGGAUGUAGUGAGAAGAAUUUUCGACGUGCUCUCCAAGGAGAAGCUCGUGCCGCAGUCCAAACUCGCGGAAGUACUGAGCUUGAAAACUUCCGCAGAAUCUGCUAUUCUGGUUGGAAUUCUGCAUCAACUUGAGCGCCUGAAAUGCGUCAAACGGAUAAGGUCUGCGGUUGGGCCCUCUGCCACGGUCAGCGACCUACAGCAUUUCGUUCAGCUUCUACGUCCUGCCGGACUUGAUGAACUCGAGAAUUUUGAUACGGAAAACCUGAAGCUUGACCAAUCCUUGGAUGAUCUGUCCUCUCUCGCCGAUUUGGCCGAUGAUAUUGACCCUGUCAUCGAUGUUUCAGCUACAGACGAUCGAGCAGAAGGAAAUGGAAUAUCUCGACAUGUUGCCAGAUGGAACCCAGAUCGUCUCAUAUCUAAUAUUGUAGUGGAUGCUGUUCGACAUAGGGGAGAAGCAGGCAUGACGAAUUUGGAUGCGAGGCUGCUCAUAACUGGCGUUUUCGUCCGAAGGACCCUGGAAUCAUUGCUCCAUAGGAUCUCGACGCGGUCAUUGGUGGUUCAGCCACCACACUUGCGACACCUGGCAGUUGUCCGUAUUUCCAUAAUCGUUGAUGGAGUCGCUCAAUACGUGCACUACUCCUGGGACGCGUUUCGGCAACUGGCUGAAAGGCACGAAGUUGAUAUCACCCUGAUACCCGGUGCUAAAGAAGCACUUCAGACCACCUGUGACAGCACGCCUGAUCCGACCACCACUGUCCCUCCUGUCCAAUCAUCGAGCAAGGUUGAUCAAUUCGGGUUUCCCCUCCGCGGCCCUCUUCCACUUCAGUACCGAAAUGGAGAGGCUAGUCUCGAGGAUCUCAUCCGGACAGUUGGCGCAGCUGACCUUCUUCCCCGACCAGGAGAACUAACUGUGGUUGAAAAGAAUGGAGUAUGCAUCUUACAGCCCAUCGCUGAACUCAAGCAACUCCAGGUUGCGGACCCCGGGUCUAGUACAGGCUCACCUCGUCAGCGACAAGCUGGGGCCCCACGAGGCAGAAAAGGUCGUGCUCGUCAACAGUCAGAGACUGAAAUAACCCUCGGUCGUCCUCGCAAAUACCCAAAAGGGACGGAAAAGUUUUGGAGACUGCAAUUUCAGCAAGCUAGACUGGAAGCCGGAGGUAAGUCCUCAGUUUCGAAGAGAGGAGUAAUGCAAGAUCCGGCAGGACUGGCUCUAUAUGCGAAUCGCCCCGCUGGAUUUGACGAGACCCUCGUUGCUGCUAUUGAGGCUGGCUUACCGGUCCCUGCUGCGCCCCAAGACAUCAAUGAUGCAUGGGUUGCUUUUACCAAGAACGUUCUUGGGCGUCAGUCCGAUGGUGUGUACAUCUCGCCUGGAGGGAUGCGAGCCGAAUAUGCGAAGCGCAAGUCAAUGAUUAUGAUAAUCAAAACCCCACGACUGCGGGAGGUUGAUGUUCAUGACCGAAGCGAACUACAACCGUUCCGGCUGAUUUCCUCCAUGGUAGCUCACAGUUUCCCUUACAUAAGAUACCACCCGGAUGUGGAUGUAAAGCUGGCACCGACCCGAAAAUCAGCCAGAAGGGCGCGAGGCCAAAGACUACCUCCUGAAUUAGAAGAGGAGAACGGCCCUUGUCCACCCGCUGGUGUUUUUGUGGAGGACCGUCUUCCUCAGCCAUCAGACACGCGCCUGGAUCAAAUUCCACAGAAACCGUACGUUCUGAUCGAUGGUUCCUUGAAAAUGACCGACGAGGAAACGAGCGUGGCCCAUGAGUCGGCUCUGAAUACAAGAUCUGUCGCAAAGGCAUCUGGAGGCUCUGCCGCUUCAGAAGCCAGCGAGCGGAGCAGCCCGGCACCCCGUCAGGAGGCGCCUGGGCCGCCAUCGGAAGCUUCGUCUAUCGUCGAAGAGCAGACAUCGGCUUCCGUCGAACCACUGAUUCUGGAUGCGGCAGAGACGCCAGUUAGCGGUAUCGACUUGUGUCAGGACGUUGCACUGAGAAACCCGCCGGAAAUGGGACAAGAUCAGCACGACCAGAACCAACGUGAAUUUCGCAUCAAAUCUGAUACUCCUGCACCUGUCAGCAGUAUGCAAAAUCAAGAGGCCCAUCGUGCCACAUUGCCGCCCGAAGCCUUGGAGUCGCGACCUCUUGCAUCGCCGCAGCUCGUUGACAACAUCCCGGCUUCAGAACCUGCUCCAGUCGAGGUUGAGAUAGGCGGGCUCAAUACCGCACUGCCAGCUGCCCAGGCAAUCCCAUCUAUCGAGGUCUAUGUUUCAGAGCAAGAAAUGCCGGUUCCAGAUCACAAUGCGAGGGACAUACCCGGGUAUGCCACUGACCAUACCACCGGGCAAUCAGAUUUAAUUAGCAAAUCUGCAAACGAGUUUCCUGCGGCGGAAAAUACAAAUGAAGCGGAAUUGCCUGCUCUCCCGAUGGUCGAAGGGAAUGCCGCGUCGGCUUCAAUAGGCAUCCCUCAAAAGCCUGGCAAAAAGCGCAUGUCACGCGCGAAAAGUCGGCCUGGUCCGCAAGUCCCCUCAUCGCAGGAACCAAAAACAGUCCAACUGCCAGGGAAAGGUCGAGUCCGGGAUGCAAAGGAUUUAUGCAAGAAGAUUAUCUUGGAACUGAUUUCCCAGACUUCCGGAGUCGUUCCAAAUGACGCGUCCACGCUGAAGCGUGUCUCGGUGCCUCGCUGGCAAGAAGCUGGAGAGGAGGGCAUACCUCUGCUUAAAACCAUCAAAGCUGCAGUCAAGUCUUUGUGCGAGAGAGGAACAAUAAAGCAAGUUACCUUUACAUUUCGCGGAAAAAGCGGCAUCAUGGUAAAACGGACCGUGCUGUUUCUUCCUCAUAUCAGCCCUCAUUCUGACCUGGUUGAGGAAGCCAAGCAAAAGAUCAUUGAGGCAGAACCAGCCGAUUACGUGCCACCAGAGUGGGAGGCUGAAGGAGCCCGCAUCCCUUUGGUGGAGAAGAAGACCAAACCCAUGGUGUACAAGUCCGACAGUACUCCUCCAACCGGAAGAGAAAGGGCUUCCUCACCAGGAUCGGAUACAACGAUCGACGCUCAAGCAGCAAGAGACACUAGAAGUGUCACUAGGGGCAGUACGAGGCAGCCGAGCCCUUCUCCGCCUCCGCGAGUGUCGGCUGCAACGGGGUUUUUAACUCUCAAAGUGCCUUCUUUAGGCAAACUUGCAGUGGUACAAUCCCACAACCAGAAGAUGACAGCUUCCAUGAGUACUCUGUCCUUUGAUAAUGCCACCUCUGUGGCAGGCCAAUCAACACCCGUGCGUGGUACCGCUUCCAGACGCGGACAAGGUAGAGGACGAGGACGGGGCGGCCGCAAACCAACAGCCCGCUCUGGAGGACGCUCGGUUGUAUGGGUCAGCGAUCAUCCUCGGGACUUUCCCUCAUGUUUAGACGAUAUACUUGGACUGUCAUAUCUCAAAAUCAACUCCAGAGAUCUCGACUCCGCAGAUUCUGAGUGGCGACGAUUUGCAUGGGAAGUAGAGGCUGUGCGUGCUUGGGAGGUGCAGGAAGAGUCGUCUCAAGCGGAACGCACGCGGUACGCCUUUAUCAAUCACUUGGUGCCGCCAGCACUUUACUCCUCCUCGAGUUACCCUCCCACGAUUGAGUUUGCCCCUUUAACCUCGACCGCUGAACAUGGUCACGAGAUUGAGCUAGCUUACCCACCAACCGAGUCGUGGCCGGUGUUUGUGUCAGCGCUUCAUGAGUCGCCCGAAGUCGCCUCACAAAUCACACGAAAGGAGCCUGGGGAACGAACAACUCCAGCGCCACCGCCUCCGAAAACAGCCAAACCUCGUCGUUGCACUCGGCCGUCCAAGCGCAAGUUACUAGGAGACAAUGACGAUGCUGAAGACGGCACUUUCGCUCCUCAAGCAAAACGACCCAGAGGGGCUGGCAAGGGAUCCGGCGCGAAGAGCCGUUCUCGACAGAUGAUUGCUCUUGGGAAGCAGAGUGACACACCGACCAAAUUGUCCCGAGGGCCUCAGUAUCUUCGAGCGUUACCAGAGGAAGUCAUUCAUCGUAUCAGAAUAUCCGUGAUUGUUGUUCGUACUCUAGCAGGAGGUGUUGAGUGCUACAUUGAUUGGCCCUUAGUGAUGACGCUCUUUCCUGGUCAGGAAGAAGACUUCAUCAAGCGUUGCUGGCGCACACUGUCGACAAGAGAGCGCAGCGAUAUCCGCGCUCUUACGGAAAGCCUACAAUGGAAAUACUUGAGCGCGCUGGAAGCCGGUGAGGUGCCAUCGAUCAAUUUCGAGGACCUCAAGGCCACAGACUGGCAUGGUAUUGUCGGUUGGGCAAUGAAGAAUCUCGACAAGUUCAAUAUUAAGCAAACUGCUGAUGAUCUCCCGGAUAGCCGUGACAGGCUGUUGGACUCUCACAAAUUGGAUUUCAGCCAACGGAAACGCUCUUGGCAUAUUCUCAGCACCCCCUCAUGGGUCAGCAACCCCUUCAAGGAAAGCAUUGUCAGUUCCGUUGUCUUUGGCGCAGAUGCUCAAGCGAUGACGUCUACACCUAGCCUUGAAGUUGCGUCCUCACGGUAUGAACUGGAAAGUCCAGAUCCAGAACUCCGUGUGGCAAGAUCAUGGGUUUACUCCACGGUGCUUACGCCGGAGGAAACGUUCUCCCCGCUGCAAGCCCAUGCAAAACUGUCUACUCUGGCGCCCACUCCGGCGGAGAAUGAAGCUCUUCUGACUCGUGGACUUAAAGUGCUUCAGGAUGCCAAACUCUUGCAACGUGCGAACCGGGGCAUGCACCAGGGGAUGACCAUGCGCUGUUGGGACGGAAGGCGGAAGCUUUGGGAGCGGUUCGAAGAACGGCGAAUGAUGAACCGAACCAUUCUUCGGCGCGCAGUUACGUACAAGUUGCACGUCAUGGACCAGGCUUUUGCGGCGGGCGGAAGUGUGGUUUUGGAAAAGGAAGCCAUCGUGGACGACGGCGAAAUGGUGGCGAUUCUGAACCUCAUGGCCAGUGGUCAGAUCCGAACCCGGGCUGGCGCUGAUGUGCCGAAUACACGAUACGGAUUGGACCACGAGCGGAUCGGGUACAGGACCAAAAACAUGGACAAGGGCCUUCUCUAUUUCAGUGUCGAAUUUGUUUCCACUGACGCAUAUGUCUACGGCCUUCCGAGUGGAGUGCAUCGAUCAAUAAUCCCAAUCCCACGUGGUGAAGCGGAUCAGCCAAGAGGCCAUAUCCCACCUUGGAUUGAUAUCCAUGGGAACAUACAAGAUGAGCUGUGGGAGAUGUUCCUUGUCGGUGUGAUUGGACUCGUGAUGCAAAUGCCUGGCAUCACCGCGGCGGAGCUUUCAAGGGCUCUGGGGUAUGCCCUGGACCAGGGCGAGAUCGAACUCAUUCUCAAUUGGUGUAUUCAAGGCGGCUUUGCCAAGAUGGAGAUGAAUUCAAAGGGCUACGAGACAACAGAGGACUGGUGGUGGUGUCUGUAUGCGUCCCCUACGUCGGGCGAUGAGAACAACAUGUGA